Molecule: messenger RNA, 276 nt
Organism: Vanrija pseudolonga
Lineage: Eukaryota; Fungi; Basidiomycota; Tremellomycetes; Trichosporonales; Trichosporonaceae
Exons: 2
Coding region: 1-276 (91 amino acids)
Source: RefSeq, a predicted model, not a curated record
AUGUGCCACUCAUGGGCGCUGGGCCGCGCCCAAUCCAAGUCGACUAUCAUCCUGCCGAGCGGCGAGCUCAAGGGAUCCCAGGUAUGGCAGCGACCAGACGCGCACCCAUCGCGUGCGAGCUUGGACAUGAGCGGGGCUGGCCUCAUCGCAGUCAUCACGGGUCUCUCGCUGUACCGUAUCGCGUUCCUAGCCGUCAGCUGCCAGGCCGUGAAUUCCUCGCUGUUGCCCACCGGGUCCACCGGCCCAAAGCACAUGCCACAAGUGCAGAUCCGUUAG